Messenger RNA from Malassezia pachydermatis, 792 nucleotides. RefSeq lists its product as hypothetical. Lineage: Eukaryota; Fungi; Basidiomycota; Malasseziomycetes; Malasseziales; Malasseziaceae. The coding region runs from base 1 to 792 and encodes 263 amino acids. The record is from RefSeq and is a predicted model, not a curated record. The transcript has a single exon.
AUGGACAUGCUUAACAACCUCACCAACGGCAAGGGCAACGAAAUCAUCAACAAGGUUGCUGACAAGGUCGGCAUGGGCAACAACCAUGGCAACAACAACCUCGGCGGCUCUGACAACUACGGCUCGAGCAACCAGGGCGGCUUCGGCAGCUCUGACAACUACGGUUCGGGCAAACAGGGCGGCUUUGGCGGUGAGUCCAACCGCAUGGGUGGCCAGGGCGGCUUUGGUGGCUCGGACAGCUACGGUUCGGGCAACCAGGGUGGCUUCGGCGGCUCCGACCGCUUGGGCGGUCAGGGCGGCUUUGGUGGCUCGGACAGCUACGGCUCAGGCAACCAGGGUGGCUUCGGCGGCUCCGACCGCUUGGGUGGCCAGGGUGGCUUUGGUGGCUCGGACAGCUACGGUUCGAGCAACCAGGGCGGCUUUGGCGGUGAGUCCAACCGCAUGGGUGGCCAGGGCGGCUUUGGUGGCUCGGACAGCUACGGCUCGGGCAACCAGGGUGGCUUCGGCGGCUCCGACCGCUUGGGCGGUCAGGGCGGCUUUGGUGGCUCGGACAGCUACGGCUCGGGCAACCAGGGCGGCUUUGGUGGCUCGGACAGCUACGGUUCGGGCAACCAGGGUGGCUUCGGUGGCUCCGACCGUAUGGGCAGUCAGGGUGGCUUCGGCGGCUCGGACAACUUUGGCUCCAACCAGGGUGGCUUUGGUGGCUCCGACCGCUUGGGUGGCCAGGGCGGCUACGGCGGCAACCAGGGCGGCUACGGCGGCAACCAGGGUGGCUACGGCGGCAACUACUAA